This is a messenger RNA of Athene cunicularia (burrowing owl), 3968 nucleotides long. It is a transcript of the gene TAAR1, whose product is annotated as trace amine associated receptor 1. The transcript is spliced from 4 exons. Gene Ontology annotation, biological process: adenylate cyclase-activating adrenergic receptor signaling pathway. The record is from RefSeq and is a predicted model, not a curated record. NCBI's taxonomy places the organism in Eukaryota, Metazoa, Chordata, Aves, Strigiformes, Strigidae. Gene Ontology annotation, cellular component: membrane. Gene Ontology annotation, molecular function: trace-amine receptor activity. The coding region runs from base 598 to 1662 and encodes 354 amino acids.
CAGAUUUAUUAUCUGCUUAUCUUUUCUGAAUAUUUAAUGCUUACGUCAUCCUGUUGAUGAGAUUUUUCCAGCAGGCUGUAAACCAGUCAGACCAAAUGUGCAGCCACUCAGCUGGGGGAUUCAUGUGGGAUGAGUCACUAUCGCGCUGCAUCCACAGGCUGCUCCGGUCGUGGUGAGGAAAUAACUCCGGAACAGGUACCGUCUCCAUGUCACACAGUCUGAAAUAUGAUUUCAAACAUAUGAAUGGAAACAAGAAGACAAUUUUUUGCAAUGCUGUGUUUUUUUUCAUGAAGACUGCAUAAACCCUGCUCCUCAGACCAAGGGCCAAGAACGCUAUUCACUGCACCCAACAUCCUCCAGUAGUGUGCCAGAGCUUCUGAAGGUUGCUCUGGCUGCGGAUUAAGUGCCUGUCCUCUCAAAAUUUGUGUAUCCAGAACUGUUAUGAUGGUGAAGAGGCUCAGCUGUCUUUUGAGAUGGUCUUCAAAAGGAAGGGGUGACACUCAAUCAGCAGAAAACAAGUCAGCAUCAAGAGCAGACUUCUACCCGGCAUGAGGGGAGAAAGCUCAGACUGUAUAGAAAAGAAAAAAACAGUUGUAAAUGUACCUCAGGAAAAACAGUACCAGUGCUGCAUAUCUACGUGGAUUUGAGACCUCAGUAAGGAUGCAACUGUGCUGUGAAUCCGUAAAUGGCUCUUGCAUAAGGAGCAGCUGGUCAAACAGUAUCCGUGUUUCCAUGUAUAUCUUCAUGGUUUGCAUAAUUCUGGCCACAGUGAUUGGAAAUUUGACGGUUAUCAUCUCAAUAUCACAUUUCAAGCAGCUCCAUACGCCUACCAAUUUCCUUAUACUUUCUAUGGCUACAGUAGACUUUCUGCUGGGAUUCCUCAUCAUGCCUUGCAGCAUGGUGCGCUCUGUUGAGCACUGCUGGUAUUUUGGGGAGCUCUUCUGCAAGAUCCACACGAGCACAGACAUUAUGCUGAGCACAGCUUCCAUCUUCCAUCUUUCCUUCAUAUCCAUCGACCGCUACUAUGCUGUGUGUGACCCUCUAAGAUACAAAUCAAAGAUAAAUACUUUUGUUAUCCUGGUCAUGAUAUUUGUAAGUUGGAUGGUCCCUGCUGCUUUUGCUUUUGGGAUGAUCUUUCUAGACCUAAACUUGAGAGGGGCAGAAGAGAUAUAUAAUCAUGUCCAUUGUGCAGGAGGAUGCUUUGUCAUUUUCAGUGAAACUUCAGGUGUUGUGGCCUCCAUAGUGUCUUUUUAUAUCCCUGGAUUUGUUAUGCUGUACAUCUAUAGGAAAAUAUACUCUAUAGCCAAGAGGCAGGCAAGAUCCAUUGAUGCAAUUAGCCAAAAAAAGAUGCAAUUUGAAAUGAAGCACCACAUUUCAUUCUGCAGAGAAAGGAAAGCUGCCAAGACAUUAGGCAUAAUAAUGGGGGUGUUUCUCAUCUGCUGGAGUCCAUUCUUCUUCUUUACAGCAACCAAUCCAUUUAUGAAUUAUGUGAUACCUCCUAUUCUCAUUGAUGCUUUGGUUUGGUUUGGUUAUUUAAAUUCUACAUUUAAUCCAAUUGUUUAUGCAUUUUUUUACAUGUGGUUUCGCAGGGCAUUAAAGAUGAUUCUGUUUGGAAAAGUUUUUCAACAGGACUCUUCCAGGACUCAUUUGUUUUUAGAAUAACAUGCUUUAAAUGGUUGGAUUCCUGACUUCGAAUUUUUGCCCAGAGGCUGAACUCCAGAUGUAAGAGAUGAAAAUAUAGGAUACACCUAUUUGUUUACUUAUUUUUCAAACCUGGGUCAAGCAGAUAAACAAAGCAUAUUGUGCUUUACAUCUUCUUUCAUUACAGAUUGGGAUUUGUAUAUGGCAUUUUGGUUAUAGCUAUUUAUAUGCAAUGCACAGAAGAGCAAGAUGAGUUUAAAAAAAACUUACAGCAGUUUAUAUCCCUGCUCUUGAUCAUUAAGAAAUUAUUCUGAUCCAACAAAUUAAUUUAUUGAACAAGGUGUGUUUAUAUUACAAUAUUUGUGCUUAUUUAUUGUCCUUUAGAAAGAGCAGAAAAGCCUUUCCUUUUGAAUUUCUAGACAUCUUUGAGUAAUAACCCAAAACUCUUAAGUUUUGUCCCUCCCCUUCAGUAUGUGUGAAGAGGUUAAACUGGGCCCAUAACCAUCCAUACCAGCACACUUCAUGGAGGGAAGAUGGGACAGAGAAAAGUUGUGCUGCUCUUUCUGUUUCCAUUUCAACUAGUGCUUGUCACUUAUGAGUUUGUCACUUAAAGGCUUUGCUGCUUAAUGAGACCAAAAGCGUGUUUAACGAGAUCAAAGACAAGAAAAAAUAUGAUGUAUGGAAUGGAAAGCAAUAGCAGAAAGCAACACUGAACCUGACAGUGACAGAGAAUGAUGUUUGUCUAAUGAAUGUUUUGAUGUAAAAUAUUUACCAGUUCGCACCUCACACAACUUUCUUUUAUCUUGGACAUAUUGUUAUUUUGUCUGAUGGCAAUGCUAUGACAGCUGGUGAAGAAAGUACAUAGAGAAUUGUGAAGAAAUGCUAUGGUUGGCAUGAAUAGAGUGUGAAUGGGGCAGAGUGGCUGUGGAAGCACCAGGAGGCAGAAAAAGGGCUGUAGGAAUGGUUUAGGGUGAUGGCACCUGGGUGAGAGGCUGCCAAGGUUACCUCUAUGGGCAGCUUCUCAGGACACCCAGGUGAGCAAAUCAAAAACUAGCACAUGGUCACCAGCUGAAGACGACCCACAGACUGCAAUUUUUUUUUAAUCUAUCAUCUGGCUUUUCUAGAGUUAACAUAAUACCAGACAGAAGGAAAUAAUACCUCUGUCCUGAUCUUGUGACAUCUGGUUGGACUAUGAAGGACAGGAGUGGACAGCAAAGGAUUAGUACCUGAGAAGAGACUAUGGAGAGAAAUUGAUGACUCUGUAUUGAAGUAAGAGCUAUGCUCAGCAGUAAAUGAUGUCCUCCAUUAACAUUGCUUGGAUAAGUGCACAUCGUAUGUGUAUCUUGUCUUUCUUUUCCAUACUUUGUAGAGCACUGAAAUACUCUGUACAGCAUAAAAGUUGAAUGAUGCUACAUUUCAGCAGAGCAAAAUAUCAGGAUUCAAGAUUGUGUCUUCUACUGUUUCACUGCCAUCUUGCAAGUUUGCACUCUCCAAAAUGACAUAAAAAGGAACAAUGAAAUAUACAACACAUCAUCACUUGUGCUGCAGAAGAUAAUCCUUGCUAGUGACAAUGUCUACUUUAAUAUUUUAUCUCACAGAAAUAAAGUAAGUUAAGGUUUUUUAAAAAAAUCUGUCUUUCUGAUAAAUUAAUAGGUAAUUAUCUUCUUCCUUCAUCCCCAGUGAGGCUGGCCACGGUAGUCAAUUUUCUCAUGCACAGUGUUACCUUCUGAAAUGAACUGCGUGAUCACUUGGACAUCUUCAUCUCAAAACAGCAGUUUCAGAAGUGCUAUUUCUUCUGGUAGUGUUAUAGAUUGAAGGAAAGUGAACUUUCUCUAUGAGGAAUGUCACCCAUCUGAAGCUUUCUAAGUAUGUUUAGUAAGUUCAGCACCUAGUCCCUUCAGGAAGUCAAUGGAGAAAUUGUUUCUUUCCCUUCAUCCACUGUCUAUAUCCCUGAAAAUUUGGAAAUAUUACUCUUUCCAAAGAAUUUCAGCUCUACUUGAAUUCACAGCUGGUCAGUCUGUCAUCAUAAUUUCUUCUGGUAUGUUUAUGGCAUUAUCUUCUGGUCACAGGAGGAGUUUGUGAAUGAAUAUGAUCCCAGCUUGCUUGCAGGAUAACCUCUAGUGCAAAUAGAGCACACACAUCUGCAAUCUGUGCCUAGACCCUAGUGCAAAGCUAAUCCACUUAAAACCACAAAAACCAGACUCACAUGCCUGAAGGUUGAUAGCCACCUAAUCUAAAUUUAGACAUCUAAAAGUUAGGCACUACAUCUGCUCUAGUCAUUAGUAGCUCUCUUUAUACUCACUAGAAAAAUAGUCACCUUCACAGGG